AAGCGUACCACCUCCUCCACUCAACCAGCCAGGCUUCAAACUUCUAGAGCGCACUGCGAAAACUUUCCUCUGCAACUGCUGAAAAACCGACUGACACAGGACAGCGCCGAGUGAGAAGUGAUAGGGAAAGUAGAACGCGUAGCCCGUUAAUAGUUGCCUGGGGUUUGGGAAUGGCUGAGAGUCGGAAUGAUCUAUGUCCUCCUUCCGAAUGGCACAUGUGAGCCGAACCCUGUCUCAUACGGGUCUAUUUUGUUAUAUGUUAGGAGGCGAAAGCCAGUAAACAGCGAGAAAGAGACAGGGGGAAGGUUGAAGUAUCUACAACAGCCUGUCGACACCACUAUCCUCUCAUCUCGAGAUGGUCUGUCCGCAAGGACUUCGAUGGUUCCUACUUACCGCUCUCUUGCACGCUGUCGCACCCCGGGACACCCGCGAGAGACCGAGGCAAUGUGACCCACCGAAGUCGCAAACCGACAUGAACUCUUUCCUCUGGACGGUGGAGCGCCCAGCUCCCUAUCCCCCCUCCUAUCUCUUUGGGACCAUCCAUGUGCCCUAUACCCGUGUGUGGGACUUCAUCCCAGAUGUCUCCAAACGGGCCUUUCAGACCAGCGCCAACGUGUUCUUCGAGCUAGACCUGACUGACCCCCUGACCAUCUCCAAGCUGACCAGCUGCCAGCUGCUGCCCCACGGGGAAAACCUGCAGACCCUGCUGCCCCGGGACCUGUACCGCCGCCUCAAACGCCACCUGGACUACGUCAAGCACAUGAUGCCCUACUGGAUGACGGCAGACCAGCGGGGCCGGGGGCUGUACGCUGAUUACCUCUUCAAUGCCAUUGCAGGAAACUGGGAGAGGAAGAGGCCUGUGUGGGUGAUGCUGAUGGUUAACUCUCUGACGGAGUCAGACGUGAGGUCCCGGGGGACCCCCGUACUGGACCUGUUCCUGGCCCAGGAGGCCGACCGCAUGGGGAAGAGGACAGGAGCGGUGGAGCGGGUGGAGGAGCAGUGUCACCCCCUCAACGGACUUAACUUCUCCCAGGUGCUGUUUGCUCUGAACCAGACCCUGCUGCAGCAUGAGAGUGUGAGAGCAGGCAGUCUGCAGGGCUCCUUCACCACAGAGGACCUCAUCACACACUAUAACUGUGGAGACCUCAGCUCCAUCAUCUUCAACCAUGACACUUCACAGCUCCCUCACUUCAUCAACAGUUCCCUACCGGCCCAUGAGAGGACCACGGCGCUGCAGAUUGACAGCUACUUCCGUCAGGAACUCAUCUACAAACGCAACGAGCGAAUGGCACGCCGCAUCUCCGCCCUCAUCCAGCGAAACCCCUCCCAGACCUUCUUCUUUGCUUUUGGUGCAGGUUAG
Molecule: messenger RNA, 1360 nt
Organism: Oncorhynchus gorbuscha (pink salmon)
Lineage: Eukaryota; Metazoa; Chordata; Actinopteri; Salmoniformes; Salmonidae
Gene: trabd2b
Product: TraB domain containing 2B
Exons: 4
Coding region: 356-1360 (334 amino acids)
Biological process (GO): negative regulation of Wnt signaling pathway
Cellular component (GO): organelle membrane
Molecular function (GO): Wnt-protein binding; metalloendopeptidase activity
Source: RefSeq, a predicted model, not a curated record